AUGGACUUCAUGAGAGCAAUGGAAGAUGGCCGAAUUGGCAUCACACUCAUCGACAGCAUCGACAUCUACGAUUUGGAACAUGUUCACUACAAGUCCUUUGCGAAAUACUCUUCAAUCGGAAUCAGCUUCGAUCUCACAGAAGUCGUCACCAAGGACACUCCAUGGAAGUUCGUCAAGGGCGUUCCAACCAAAAACCUUGCGUCCGACGACGUUCAAAUCAUGCUCACCGGCCUUGACAAGGUCUCUUUCCUCACUACCGAAGAGAACUGCUUGCUCACCGGCGGCGCUGCUUAUCUUGAGGCUCGCGAAUACACCGAUCUCGAGCGCUCUUGCUUGAUUGAAGGAAAAACUUUCUGGUCAAAGCCUGUUCUUCCAGCUGCUUAA
Molecule: messenger RNA, 384 nt
Organism: Oikopleura dioica
Lineage: Eukaryota; Metazoa; Chordata; Appendicularia; Copelata; Oikopleuridae
Source: the annotation of a GenBank genome assembly